Periconia digitata is the source of this 1193-nucleotide messenger RNA. NCBI's taxonomy places the organism in Eukaryota, Fungi, Ascomycota, Dothideomycetes, Pleosporales, Periconiaceae. The record is from the annotation of a GenBank genome assembly.
UCCUCCUGCCGAUCUCAAAGUAUGCCUAUCCUCCAUGCUCCGCGUUGUAGUAGCCAGGCAGCCACGCGAAGUGAAGCGAUGAAACAUACUAUCAUGUACGGGCCGGCACAUCCGCAUUGACUGAGAUGGCGAGUGAGCUUGGACAAUGGAGAUGCCUUUAGUCAAGAAGACCCUUUGGAUAUUGAGGAGUUUCAAGUUUUCUGAUUGUGGGUUAGAUGAUGGGGGAGUAGUGCGUGUGAUGCUAAACCGGCACAUGAUCCGUUUCUCGACCGCCUGCAAAUAAGAAGAUGCCUGGUGACGACGUGUUGGGUUUAGGGGAGGAGAUCAAGGUCUCAACAGGGUUUCCUCCAUGCAAGCCUGAUGUGAACAAGAUUGGGCUGUGCGGUCAUCGAAGGAUGCCGCUCACCAGGUCACUGACGUUGACUGCGCAUUUGACGUAUUGAAAUAUUGACGUAUACAACGUCCCACCAACCAGUAGAAAUGUACGGGUUUAAAGUAUGCUAAGGUUAAAAAAACAUAGUACGAUCGUCGAACUCCUCUAUAAAAGCUACAAAAGAGUUCUCACAAGGCUUCCUGCUUCCAUCAACCCCUACCCACCUCACUGACGUUAUGAGUAUAGUUAUGUAGACACAGACUUGGCACCAUUCCGUCCACUGAGCCUAGACCGGCCAGAUAUAUCGCAGCACCGUCCGUUCUUCCUCUGUUUCCCUUCAGCCAUCUAGCAUAUAACUAUUUUCUCUUCACCAUACGAAACCCUCAAUAUCCAGUCUCCAUACAACUCGUAUCGUAGCAUCCCGUAUCCCCAACUCUCCUCUAGUCCUCCCUAAGAUCUUCGAAAUAAAUCCUCUUCGGUAAUUGCCUGCUCUUUAUUACUUUCAUUACUGUGUAUAAUCACACAAUCUCUAACCUAAACACACUUUGCAACAAGUUCCGUAUUCCCUGUCCCCCAUACAAAAUUCCCCUUCUGCUUCUCUACCCUACAUAAUAACCUAAUCCAACAACAUAUUCUAGACACUGACCAGUCAACGCACAACCACACUUACUUUCAACUAGCCAUUACACACACCACAGCACCUCCCCUACCAACAACGACAAUCCAUCCAGACUAGACUUUACUUUUCUCUCAACUAUACCGUACCACAUCCAUCGCUUAUGCAUAUAUAGAACAGCUCUAUGGAUAAGAUCAAUCUCCU